AUGGAGGACCUGAAAUACCUAUACUUUGCAACAUUCCUCCUGUUAUACCUGAUCACUAUUCUCCUAAACUUUAUUCUUAUUGUAGUGAUUUGUGUUGACAGAGCUCUGCAUGAACCAAUGUAUAUAUUUUUAUGUAACAUGGCAUUUAAUGGAUUGUUUGAGAGCUCAACAUUGUUACCCCCCCUUCUGAGUAAUUUACUCUCCCACUCUCAUGAGGUUUCUUUUGCCUGUUGUCAAGCACAAGUAUUUUCUUUGCAUGUAUCCACUGCUGCUGAAUAUACUAUUUUAACAGUGAUGGGUUAUGACAGGUAUGUUGCCAUUUGCCACCCCCUGCAGUAUCAUAGCAUUAUGUCUUUUUCAAAAGUGUAUGCACUUAUCGCGUUCUCUAGGGUGUAUUCCCUUGUUGGAUUUUCAAUAUUAUUUGCCAUGAGUCUACAAGUAAGGUACUGCAGAAAAAUAGUAGAUGAGUUAUACUGCAUGAACCAUUCACUGGUUAAGCUCUCCUGUACAGACACAUCCACUGUGAACAUUGUUGGAUUAGUUUUCACUGCUGUGUUCAUUUUUCCACAGGUAAUACUGAUCCUUUACUCAUAUGCACAUAUUCUCAGAGUCUGCUUACGGUCUUCCAAAGAAUCACGAAUGAAAGCACUGAAAACAUGUACUCCCCACCUAUUAACAAUGAUGAAUUAUUCUUUUGGAUGCUUAUUUCAGUUGUCUCAAAGUAGGUUCAACAUGAGUCAUGUUAAUUACAGAUUUCGCAGAUUUAUGUCACUCUACUAUUUGAUAAUUCCUCCCUUGAUACAUCCGGCAAUCUAUGGAAUAUGCAUUCAAGCUAUCAGAGUUCAGGUUUUUAAACUGUUCACCUGGAAAAAUGUAAUCACUAAUGUCAUAGAAUUGAAAAGUUAA
This is a messenger RNA of Megalops cyprinoides (Indo-Pacific tarpon), 906 nucleotides long. Its product is annotated as olfactory receptor 8A1-like. Gene Ontology annotation, biological process: G protein-coupled receptor signaling pathway. The record is from RefSeq and is a predicted model, not a curated record. Bases 1 to 906 code for a protein of 301 amino acids. The transcript has a single exon. Lineage: Eukaryota; Metazoa; Chordata; Actinopteri; Elopiformes; Megalopidae. Gene Ontology annotation, molecular function: G protein-coupled receptor activity; olfactory receptor activity. Gene Ontology annotation, cellular component: membrane.